Molecule: messenger RNA, 660 nt
Organism: Cryptomeria japonica (Japanese cedar)
Lineage: Eukaryota; Viridiplantae; Streptophyta; Pinopsida; Cupressales; Cupressaceae
Product: phytohormone-binding protein CSBP
Exons: 2
Coding region: 3-506 (167 amino acids)
Biological process (GO): abscisic acid-activated signaling pathway; defense response
Molecular function (GO): protein phosphatase inhibitor activity; abscisic acid binding; signaling receptor activity
Source: RefSeq, a predicted model, not a curated record
AUAUGCUCUUAGCACUGCUUUGUCUAACAACAGAAAACAGUUCAGUCAGUAUGUCUCAGUUGAUAAGUGGUAAGGUGGAGUUGCAGGUAUCUGCAAAUGCAUUAUGGAAAUGCUUAAGCAAGGACUUGGCUAAUCUUUUGCCCAAGCUUGUCCCAAAGCUAAUCUCUGGUGUUGAAAUCUUAGAUGGUGAUGGUGGCUUGGGAAGUGUAUUGAUUAUGAGAUUUCAGUCAGAUGCUGGAGAUAGUUAUCAGAAGGAGAAGAUAGUUGAGAUGGAUGAUGUGAAUCUUACUAUGGCUAAUGAAGUAUUGGAGGGAGGAUACAAGCAAAUGGGUUUCAGCUAUUUCAAGACCAGAUUUCAGCUCAAGGAAAUAAGUGCAUCUUUAACAAGUGCUGAAUGCACAGUGGAAUAUGAGACCUGUGGACCACAAAUGAGAUCACCAGAAGAAGCACUGCAAGCCAGCUUCUUCAUUGUCAAAACUAUGGAAGCUUAUUUACUAUCACAGUAAAUUCAUUUAAAGAAAAAUAGUUGGUUUUCAUGUAUUGUUCAAUCAUAGUCAUGCCAUCAAGUCAGCUAACAAGUACAGCUACAUAUAAGUUCAAAGUCAGCUUGUUUUCUUCUUGACAUAUAUGUAAUAAACUACAGCUUAUCUACUUUAAGAG